AUGACGACGCACCACGACAACGACCACGACGACUUCUCCAACGUCACAUGGAGCGACCACGUCCACGACCAGGCGCAGCGCUCGGCCGCCGCCGCCGCCGCUGAAGCUCCCGCGCGCGCCGUGGAGGAGGCCGGCAACAGCUCGUCGAUGGGCAUCGGCCGCGAGAAGCUCGAGUGCACGGUUGGGUCGCCCAUCAAGGAGAAUGACGGCACCAAGGAUGCGUUUGUGUCGUAUCUUGUUACUACUCACUCCACGUUCCCGUCCUUCCAGAAAGAAGUCACCACCGUAAGGCGGCGCUUCACAGACUUCGCCUUCCUGUUCAAGCAGCUGAUGCGAGACUACCCGGCCUGCGCCGUCCCGCCCAUCCCGGACAAGCAGCGCAUGGAGUACGUCCGCGGCGACCGCUUCGGCGGCGACUUCACCGCGCGCCGCGCCCACUCGCUGCAGCGCUUCCUCAACCGCCUGUCGCUGCACCCCGUCCUGCGCCGGAGCACCAUCCUGCACAGCUUCCUCGAGAGCCCCGACUGGAACGCCACGGUCAAGAGCCGCACCGCCCGCGGCAGCAUAGCCAGCGACCCCGGCGGCUCGAGCGGCGUCUUUGACAACUUUGCCGACACCUUCAUCAACGCCUUCACAAAGGUCCACCAGCCCGACAGGCGCUUCAUCGAAGUCAAGGAGAAGAGCGACAAGCUCGACGAGGACCUCGGCCACAUUGAAAAGGUCAUUGCGCGCGUGGCCCGCCGCGAGGGCGAUCUGGAGACG
Trichoderma citrinoviride is the source of this 762-nucleotide messenger RNA. RefSeq names its product Phox-like protein. The record is from RefSeq and is a predicted model, not a curated record. Gene Ontology annotation, cellular component: phagophore assembly site. Gene Ontology annotation, biological process: autophagy; cytoplasm to vacuole targeting by the Cvt pathway. The annotation marks the transcript as partial. Gene Ontology annotation, molecular function: phosphatidylinositol binding. The transcript is spliced from 2 exons. NCBI's taxonomy places the organism in Eukaryota, Fungi, Ascomycota, Sordariomycetes, Hypocreales, Hypocreaceae.